AUGAGCGACUCGAGCGCCACUCUCGACAACGCCAAAGCUCAACGAGGCUCUCGUGGUGUCACUCGCAUUCGGAAGCGGUGGGAGCGGAUAUGGCCGCGCAUCAAGCUUCUCGCGCCGCCCGUGGCGGGUGCGCUGCUCAUCAGCCCGUUUGUGCUUGAGCGUCGGCUCAAGACGUGGAUCUCUGCAGACCCUUUCUUUGCCUACAUCCACUUUUUCCUCUUCUUCUUUCCCUCCCCACUUGCAACCGGCGCGUUCUUGGAGCGAUCCAUCAUCACCCUCGUCUUUGUGGCGGCAGGAACGGGCAUUGCGUUCGGUGCGAUUUGUGGCGCCAUCUCGAUCGACGGCGCCGGCGCUGCCGCCUACAGCUCCAAGCAGUCCAGAGCGAUCGGUGUUUGCACCCUGAUCUUUCUGUCGUUUGUUUCGGGUGUGCUUUCGAGCUAUGCACCGCGUCUCAGGGGUCCUUGUCGUGCGCUGCUCUUCAGCACGGUAUGGGAACUCACGAAGCAGUAUAAUGUGGCAACGGCUCGCAUCUUUUUGGACAGCUUCUAUCCCGCACUCGUCGCCAUGGUCGUGGGCAUCUCUUGCAACUGCCUCAUCUUUCCACGCACGGCUCGACGCACGUCGAUCGAUCAGCUCUGCCAGCUGUUCCAGGGUACCGAUAGGCUCAUGGCCAAAGCGAUUCAGGAGUUCUCGGCAAGCCUCAAGCCGAACAAGACGCUCGGGCCACAGGGGAUUACCGCCCAGGAUGCGCCCGCGGAGAGCUUUAAACAGCUCAAGGAGCAGCUCGGAUCACUGCAGACGCGCCUCGAGGCCAACUUUGAUGCGGCACGCUACGAGGUCGGGUUUGCACGCGUGGGGGUCGAGCAGCUGCACGUGUUUCUGCCCAUCCUGAGGGAUAUCCGUGCAUGGUUCUCGUGCAGCCUCGCAUGUCUUGGCGAGGCCAAGCAACAAGCAGAGACCGUGGAGGCUGCAGAGAUCGGAUCGGGAUUGGCGGAGCAGCCUGGGGUCAGCACACCGGUGGAGGAGACAAAGGCAGCAUUUGAUUUCAAGCACUCGAUUCGUACGUUUAGCGUCGAGGUUUCGGCAGCGCUGGCGUGCCUGCAUUGGACAGUGCGCAAGUGUACCGGCUCGAGCGCGGCAGACGGUGUGCAGCCAUCGAGUGGACGCAACGAGAAGGAGGACGCGGCUGCGGGUGGGGGUGAUCCGCACCUCGCCUUGGCUCAGCAGAAGCAGAGGCUGCGCGCAUCCAUCCGCACGUUCAAGGCGGCCCUCAACGAUGCUGUUCGAGAGUCGCGCGCCGAACUCAACGCCACGUCCACAUCGCAAGCGCAUCCAAAGGUCGGCAUGCCCGUCGGCUCGGGUCUGGGCGUCAACCCGCCAGACUCGCACCAAGCGACGCCGGGCGUGGGCCAGCCCAAGGUUCUCGCCGACAUGUUCCGCACCGAGGCGUAUCAGAUCUCGUUCCUCAUGGUGUCUCUGCUCGAGGUCGGGCUGCUCGUCGACGCGUGCCUGACCGGGGGGCUGGCGCUGGCGGCUGCAUGGAAGAGCAGCCCGCAUAGGAGGCUGCGCAUGUCGGCGGCCAAGUGGCAGUACUGGCUCGGCCACAGCGAGCUCGGUGUUCGCGACGACAUGGUCUUCAUGGACGAACGUGUGGAUGCGCUGCUGCACGAAGACGAGCCUGCGUCGCCUGAGCUGCGAGCCGAGUCGGAGCAGCUCGACUACUUCAACGACGAUGCCGAGACGUUUGUGCUGGGCGAUGCGCCGCGGCUGGAUCGCACGCCGUCGCGCGUGAGCAAUGGCAUCACGUCCAUCCGCUCGUGGUGCAGCACCAAGCUUCGGGCGAUGCACAGUGUGUUGCGCACGCGCCGCGCGACGAGGUGGCGCAUUGCACUGUCCAGACACAUCCGAGCGCUGCGACACAGCCGCCACAUCAAGUUCGGCAUCAAGUUGGCCGGCGGCUUUGUACUGCUCACGCUGCCGUCGUGGCUGGCGCCGGGCGAGGCGAAGCAGUGGUGGCUGCAACAGCGCGGUCAGUGGAUGGCCAUCUCGUAUCUUUUCUGCCUCGAGACAUCCACGGGCGCAAGCAUCCGCACUAGCUUCUUCCGCAUCCUCGGCACCGUCUCGGGCAGUCUACUGGGCCUGGUGAUCAACGAGGUGAGUCGCGGCAACAACUAUGCCCUCGCCUUCCUGCUCACGCUCGCCACGCUACCGCCGUCGUACGUGAUGCUGUUUACGCAGCUCCAGGGCGUGGGCAUCGUCAUGGGUCUCACGCUGCCCAUCGUGGCGCUGCUGCCCACCGAGGAGAGCGGCGAAAGCGUGGUGCACGUCGCGUGGAAUCGCGGCUACAUGAUCUUUUUCGGGAUCAUUGCGGCGCUGGUGGUGAAUCUGUUUGUGUGGCCGAUUCAUGCGCGGCUGGAGCUGGUGCGGAGGGUGUCGUCGAUCACGUCGCAGCUCCAGUCGCUGUACCUCAGUCUGUCGAGGCAGAUGCUCUCGGGCGGGCUGACGUCGAGCCACAAGUCCAACGCCGCGUUCGAGAGGCUCGAGGUGGGCAUCGAGCGGCGCGUGGGACAGGCAAGGGGGCUGGUGGAUAUCAUGAAGAUCGAGGUGAGCCUCCAGCCGAAGCGCACGCGCGUGCUGUCCGAGCUGCUCGACCACUUACAGAUGAUCCUCGAGCUGCUCAUGGGUCUACGGCGGUGUAGGGAGCAUGGGUUGAGGUCGGUACGCCAGCAGGCGGUGGUGAAUGUGCUGGAGCUAAGGCAGAGUCUGAUCGCAUCGGUGUUGUUGGUGCUGUGGACUACGGGGCAGGCGUUGCAGACGCAUGCGCCGCUGCCGCAGUAUCUGCCGAGCCCGCGGUUGGCGCUCGAGGAGCUCACCGAGGCAGUGGCGGAACAGCUGCGCACGAUGCUCGAGGAGCAGGAGCCCGUGCGUCCGCAAGGCGUGCCCGACGCCUUCCAUGCGCUGGACAGUCUGAAUCACGAGGCAAUCCUGGCGAGCGUAAGGAGGCGACAUCGAAAGCACGGCCUGCACUCGAUCCAAUCAGCCAGUCCCGCGUUUGGGUCGAAGAGCGGUGCGAUCACGCCGAAAGAGCACAAGAGGAGCGCAGUGUCGGGCACCGACUCGCCCGCCUCGGCUGGGACGCGCAAACGCAAUGUCGACUUUGCAGUCUUCUUUAUCUUGGCCGAGCAUGCUCUGUUGGAGGAGAUCGUGGCGUCGCUCGAACACCUGCUGCAGCUGUGCAGAAGCAUGGUGGGCGAGGCGACGUUCUUGUACACGCAGUUUGUGCCCACCGAUCGCACGCCCGGCGACACCACCCCUGCGCAACCACGCGGCGCGGAGCCAUCCGACACCGAUACUGCCACACCUACACCAGCGGCAUCACUUCGCGCGCCAGGCAGCGACCGCACCCCGACGCUACGCCCGUCUCCACUCGCACAUGCUUCACUCCCGCCCACCUCCGACGCGUAG
Molecule: messenger RNA, 3465 nt
Organism: Moesziomyces antarcticus
Lineage: Eukaryota; Fungi; Basidiomycota; Ustilaginomycetes; Ustilaginales; Ustilaginaceae
Exons: 1
Coding region: 1-3465 (1154 amino acids)
Biological process (GO): transmembrane transport
Cellular component (GO): plasma membrane
Molecular function (GO): transmembrane transporter activity
Source: RefSeq, a predicted model, not a curated record